CACAUAUAGAGGGGCGAGAGGGCGCGGCUUGUCCAGACGCUCUUUGUCCAGACAACGACGAUGACGGCGACGACGACGAUCACGAUGUCGCCCAAGUUCCUGUUCCUUCUUGGAUCCCUGCUUCUGCUUGCCGGAACGCAGGUCAGGGCACAAGACGAUGAGGGAGGUGACGGGCUCGAUGCAAACGCUGAAGAAUUGUGCCAAGACAGGCCAGGAGACGAGUACUUCCGGUUGAGCGUCGAAGGAGACUGUCGUGAUGUUGUAAGAUGCGACAAAGCGACGGAGAUCGGCGUGACCAGAUUGGCCACCGUGCGAUGUCCGACAGGUUUGGCGUUCGACAUCGAGAGGCAGACGUGCGACUGGAAGACAAACGUGAAGAACUGCGAUCAGCUCGAGAAGCCACGUAAGGUCUUGCCCAUCCUGAGGACCGACGAACCGGUCUGCCCUGAAGGGAAACUGUCGUGCGGUAACGGCGAAUGCGUCGACAAGGAGCUCUUCUGCAACGGUAAACCAGACUGCAAGGACGAAUCCGACGAGAAUGCAUGCACCGUGGAGACCGACCCGAAUCGUGCGCCAGACUGCGAUCCGACUCAAUGCGUCUUGCCAGACUGCUACUGCUCCGCCGACGGUACCAGGAUCCCUGGCAACAUCGAACCGUCCCAGGUGCCCCAGAUGAUCACGAUCACCUUCAAUGGAGCCGUGAACGUCGACAACAUCGAUCUCUACGAGGAUAUCUUCAACGGGCAACGUCAGAAUCCCAACGGCUGCCAGAUCAGAGGCACCUUCUUCGUCUCCCACAAGUACACCAACUACUCGGCGGUCCAAGACCUCCAUCGACGCGGUCACGAGAUCUCCGUGUUCUCUCUGACCCACAAAGACGAUCCACAAUACUGGACCCAAGGUAGCUACGACGACUGGCUGGCCGAGAUGGCCGGCGCCAGGCUGAUCAUCGAGCGAUUCGCCAACAUCACCGACGGCUCCAUCAUUGGAAUGAGGGCUCCUUACCUCCGUGUGGGUGGCAACAAACAGUUCGAGAUGAUGGCCGAUCAGUUCUUCGUCUACGACGCCUCCAUCACCGCGUCCCUGGGUCGUGUGCCCAUUUGGCCGUACACCCUCUACUUCAGGAUGCCGCACAAGUGCAACGGAAACGGUGGCAAUUGUCCAUCACGGUCCCAUCCGGUCUGGGAGAUGGUGAUGAACGAGCUGGACAGAAGAGACGACCCGACUUUCGACGAAUCGCUCCCUGGUUGCCACAUGGUGGACUCUUGCUCGAAUAUACAGUCCGGUGAACAGUUCGGCAGGCUGCUCAGGCACAACUUCAACAGGCACUUCAACAGCAACAGGGCCCCGUUGGGUCUUCACUUCCACGCUUCUUGGUUGAAGAGCAAGAAGGAGUAUAGAGAGGAGCUGAUCAAGUUCAUCGAGGAGAUGCUUGCCAGGAGUGAUGUCUACUUCGUCACCAUGGUCCAGGUUAUCAAGUGGAUGCAGACGCCCACGGAGCUGUCAGCCCUGCGUGAUUUCCAGGAUUGGAAGGAGACCUGCGACGAAAAAGGACAGCCCUACUGUUCUUUACCUAACGCGUGCCCAUUGACCACCAGGGAGCUUCCAGGCGAGACCCUUCGUCUGUUCACCUGUAUGGAGUGCCCCAACUAUUAUCCGUGGCUACUCGACCCGACUGGCGACGGUUUCACCGCGAAUAAAAAAUGAGCAAUCGCGGACACGUGAUAUCGAUCGAUCGAGAGGCGCGUGACUUCGAGGAACACACGACGAUCGCAGAUACCGAGGUCCAGAGUUGGGUACUAUUCGAACAAAAUUUCGAAUAAAUUCUGCUUCAAACGAUAUAAAGAAUAGUAUCUUAUUCGAACGAAUCAACGAGAAACAGGGCGAAUCGAUGUGAAACAGUUGACUUAUACAUCGCAUUUAUUCGUCGUUGAGGCCUUUCGAAUUAAAAAUAAACCCUCAUUCGAACAAAUCUGGAUCGAAUAACGCUGCUCAUUGAAUCCUUAUUCGUUGUUCACGAAUAAAUUUUCGAGAAUUUACUCGUUAUUUGGAAUAAUAUUUUGCCCAAUUCUGGCGUGGUCGGUCAUUCCUGGAGAUAAACGCGCGGCAAACGUCUCGCGAACGCGAAAUCCCUUGCAGAGGACUGCUCGAGUCGAAUCCUGACGUGCAAUUUCAACGCUGGUACUCGGAAUUCGAAGAAUCCCCUUACGAGAAUCGAAGAUUGAAAACAGUGAUGGGACCGUGACAUGUUUUGAUGACGUCGAUGGUAUUGAAAUAAUACGAAGAAGAAGAAUUUAAUAUUUUAUCGAAUAAAAUAAUUCGGCUCAUAUAUUAGUAAACAAAAAUAAUUUGAUGCUUGAUACUAAAAUUAAUCGAUGUAGUACGAUUCUAUUUGUAUUGUAUUCAAUCCUAUAUUCAACUAUAUGUAUCAUUUUAUUAGUUAUUCAGUGAUUUGUUGUUUACUCUAUUUAAUAUAUUCCUUUAUCUUAGUUAUUCAAAAAUAUAGUGGACAAACAUUCACAAAGAAAUUAUAAUACAAACGAAGGUUCGUGUGAAUAAUUCCGCAACGGAAUAACGUAGCGAAUAAAUCGCUAUAUACAGUUUUCACACUUGUUGCUUAGACUAUAUUGACGCUAUAAGAACAUCAGCAAUGGCAAUUUAUUUGGAAACCUGUUUAAACGUAUCAAUAUUAAUAGCUAUUAUAUUAUUAAUUUGGAGACGACGAAUUCUGUUGAAAAAAUAAAAAUUUUCAAAUCGUAAA
This is a messenger RNA of Hylaeus anthracinus, 2761 nucleotides long. RefSeq names its product chitin deacetylase 1 (gene verm). Gene Ontology annotation, molecular function: chitin binding; protein binding. Lineage: Eukaryota; Metazoa; Arthropoda; Insecta; Hymenoptera; Colletidae. Gene Ontology annotation, biological process: carbohydrate metabolic process. The transcript has 6 exons. The record is from RefSeq and is a predicted model, not a curated record. Bases 61 to 1707 code for a protein of 548 amino acids. Gene Ontology annotation, cellular component: extracellular region.